Penicillium subrubescens is the source of this 1071-nucleotide messenger RNA. Its product is annotated as DUF2406 domain-containing protein. NCBI's taxonomy places the organism in Eukaryota, Fungi, Ascomycota, Eurotiomycetes, Eurotiales, Aspergillaceae. The transcript has 5 exons. Bases 1 to 1071 code for a protein of 356 amino acids. The record is from RefSeq and is a predicted model, not a curated record.
AUGGCAGGCCCCCAACAAUCGUCCACUUCUCCUCGCCGGAAUCGUGGAUUCAGCGUCAAAUCCGAGAAUUCCCAUAAAACCAACACUUCCGGCCAUAAAUCCCAUCUCUCCGAGUCCUCUCAGGAGAAGGCCCGACGCAGUUUACAUACCAAGGCAGAUCCCACGGUCGCAAUGAAUGAAUUGCAGCCCAUGGCGGUUGCCCUGGAGAAGUCCAAUAUGGGCUCUCUGCGUGCAAUGGAGCAUAAGGAUCAAUAUGGCAAUCCUAUCACCGAUCCCGACUGGUCAAACCCCACCCGCCCACGUUUCGAGCGCCCGCUGGAUACUAUCCGCUCUUUCGAAGCAGCCAUCUACGGCACAUACACCAGUACGCGCCCGGUCUCGUACGCCCGCACAGAUGAUGCGGCCUCGCAAAUGGGCGACUACAGUCGUCGGACAAGUUACUAUGGAGGCCAACAACAUAAUGGCUACUCAACCCGCGGAUACGACCAGAACGGUUACGGACAUAAUGCCCAAUCCCGCCCAGACAGUAUGAUCGAUGCCUACGGCGGUUCCAGCCAGGCCCCCGAUAACUACUAUCCCUACAACCAAAGCGGCAACGGCAAAGGCAACGGCAAUGGCAACGGUCGGCGACCGCGCCAUAACCCGCGCAUGCCCUCGGACCAGGGCGGUUAUGCCAACGGCAAUGGCGGACAAUAUGCCAACCAGCAGUCCUACGACAAUGUCACCUCCGGCUCGGGCUCAGGCUACACCGAUUCAUACGGCCAAUCCACAGACCCGAGCAGUCUGAAUAGUUCCAUGGAUCAAUUGCAGCAGCAGGCUCUGCAGCAACAGCGACUCGACGAACGCGCCCAUGCCGAGUAUGGUUACGGCGGGAACCCGAAUAUAAAUGGUUAUGGAAAGAAUCUCCCCUCUGCGCCUGCGGCCGUCGCAGAUCCUGGAUGGAAUGGCGCGGCACCUGCUAAUGGCCAUCUGAGGAAGACUCCGACGGCGAAUGGCAAGGUGCAGGCGCAGGCACAGGCUAAUGGGGAGAAGAGGAAGAGUUGGUUUAAGAAGCGGUUUAGUAAGGGUUAG